AAAGAAUUAUACAUAAUUGAGGAUUUAUAAUGUAGUUUUAACCAAUACUUUCUGUUCUUUUCCUGCGUGAACAAAAACAAUGUUAUCAAGCGUCGCUCAGAAGCUAAUCGGUCGCCGUUUCUCACAUUAUCCAUCAUCUAGUUUAUGCAUACUCUCGAGAUAUUUCUCCAGCGACUCAGGAUCUAAUAACUCAGUGCUUCCUGAGACAACCAAGUUGACUCGGACGCCAGUUCUGGUGGAGGGAUGUGACUAUGAACACUGGUUCGUAGUUAUGGAGGCUCCCAAGGGAUACCCACUUCGAGAUGAGAUCGUUAACACCUACAUUAAAACCCUAGCAAUGGCUUUGGGAAGUGAAGAGGAUGCCAAGAAGUCUAUAUACUCUGUUUCCACCAAGUAUUAUUAUGCAUUUGGUUGCAAAGUACCAGAGGAUUUGGUUUUUAAGAUUAAAACUCUGCCUAAUGUGAAAUGGGUUUUACCAGAUUCUUAUUCGGGGGACCCUGGUGAUAAUAGCUAUGGAGGAGAACCGUUCAUUGAUGGGAAGGUUGGUCCGUAUGAUGACAAGUAUCACUCUGACUGGAUCCAGGCUCAAAAUGAUUAUAGAAGUAAAGGAACAACUCAUCCAAAAAAAGCAAGUCGAAAACAAAAGAAACAGUAGUAUUAUUGCGAGCAUGCUAUCGAAAACAAAAGAAACAGUAGUAUUAUUGCGAGCAUGCUAUUGAUCUUCAGCUUUGUCUUGUAUGAAUUUUCCAAAUUUGCCCAAUACUUCCCAUGUUUUAGGAGGAAUGAAAGAAACGAAGCAAAUGCACUAAAAUCAGAUGUUGGUUUGGACUAUCCUGUCAAUCGAGCCUCAGAUAUUUGUUUUACUCAUCCGCUGUAUGGUUUAGUGCUUUGGGGUGGAAUUCAUGGUCGAAAUGAAUCUUUACACUGCUGUUCAAAGCUUGGUAACAUUGGCUCAUAAUGCGAGUUUGAUAAACUACAACCAAAAGGACCACAUGGUUCAAUAACCAGCCAUUGGCCUAAUACUGGUGUGUGCUGAGAGUAAGAGAACAGAUGACUAGGCCGGCAUUGGUUUAUGCUACAAAUAUUCAAGAAUCCGGUAAGGUUGCUUGGCGUAUUUAUAUAUUUCAAAAUCGGAAAGGUGUUCAGUUGCUUUUGAUCUAAAGAGAAACCCUUAAGGUAAGGGUGCUCUGUGUUUUAUUUGUACGAUUGUAAGCAGAGAGAACUCAAACUUUUCUGGCUACUAUGAAUUAUUUGAUAGAUGAUCGAAAAAAAAUUUGUUAUUAA
This is a messenger RNA of Gossypium arboreum, 1284 nucleotides long. RefSeq names its product multiple organellar RNA editing factor 7, mitochondrial. Gene Ontology annotation, biological process: cytidine to uridine editing; mitochondrial mRNA modification. The transcript has 4 exons. Lineage: Eukaryota; Viridiplantae; Streptophyta; Magnoliopsida; Malvales; Malvaceae. The record is from RefSeq and is a predicted model, not a curated record. Gene Ontology annotation, cellular component: mitochondrion. The coding region runs from base 80 to 655 and encodes 191 amino acids.